Melampsora larici-populina 98AG31 is the source of this 513-nucleotide messenger RNA. RefSeq lists its product as uncharacterized. NCBI's taxonomy places the organism in Eukaryota, Fungi, Basidiomycota, Pucciniomycetes, Pucciniales, Melampsoraceae. The transcript has 2 exons. The record is from RefSeq and is a predicted model, not a curated record. Bases 1 to 513 code for a protein of 170 amino acids.
AUGAAGGAUCUGGUCAAAACGUACCCUCUAGUAUUUCGGCGGAGAUUGCUAGUAAGAAAAUUCAAGAGCAACAACAAUUGGACAAUCUUAGAUGUGAUGGUAGUUUCACAUUUGUUAAACGGUGCAUUGCAAGCCAGUUUAUCAGUUGGACAUAUUGUUGCUUCAGCUGAACUUGUGGAAUACACUACAAGCUAUGCUUCCGAAAUAGCUAGAGUCGAAGUUGAAAAAACUAAUACGACAAGCGCUAAUGAUGAUAAUCCAAAAGAUGGAGUAGCCCAGGAUCCGUCGCUUGCAAUUAGACCUUUGCUUGCUUGUAUUGCCGCUCUAAUGAACCGACCAGCAUCUCAGAGUCAUGGACCCACAUCGAUCAUCAGUUCUAUGCUUUCUCCCGAUGGACACCCUUUCAGGUUCUCUGAGAUCAACCUUUUAUUAAGACAAAAACUUCCACGUUUGACACUUCGAUUAGGCAUGACUUGUAUGAUUCAGGCUGGACGUAGAGAUCGGGCCGAUUGA